GAUGAAAAGGGGGGCUAGCGAACAAAGUGGAAGAGAACGUAAACUUUUCUUUGAGAACAGUAUAGAAAAGAUAGAUAGAUAUUGCACGAAAGCGGAACGGGAUGAAAUAGUCAGGGGAAUUGAUAGUAUUGUUGAUCAAGUGUCAGACAAUAAAAUUGACAUUAUUUCGGGGAAUGUGAAAGAGGAGCACAGACCGUCAAACACUACUCAAAUACGUAUCGAUCUCCCAAUCGAGAGAGAGAUAACGGCUGUUGUAGUAAGGGGUCACAGGCUAUCGGAAAUUGCCGUUGGCGUCGGCGCAGAUAUCGAAAAGAAGCUAAUCCAAGAUACAAAGAAUAACAUGAAAGAAUGCGGCACUCUUACAAAUUAUCUUUCAACAGAAGUUUGUAUUCUAUGCGAAACAAAACUCGAGUCGUCAAAUAUUGUGCUUCUCUCUUUUGUCGAGUCUCGAAUGACUAUUACCGAACUAUACGUAACGUCUAAAUCGUAUAACGUUCAAGAUCACAGCAGGAGCUUAGCUAAAGGUGUAAACGUUAUCAAUUCCCAGAAAUCAGCGGAUACUUAUAAAAUGGUCGAUAAUGAUUUGAUGAAUACCUGUGUCUAUAAUUGGGGACAACCAUCUUACGUUAUUAUUGAAUUAUUAGAUGUUUCUUAUAUAAACAGAGUAGUAUUAUUAUCGAAAUUUAAUGGAUUAAGAACAUUAAUUGUAGCUGCUGUACUUGGUAAACAUUCUAAUAUAAAUAAAUAUAAGAAUGUAAACUAUUGUUACUCCUACGUGAGACGAUCACCGAUAACGAGAAUCGAUAAAUAUUGCGCAAGAGUUCUAAAGACGAGGGGCGUAGCUAUUAUAUCAGAAGAGAAACAAUUCCAAUUAUGUUCGGUUCAAGUGUAUUUUGAUAAAGAAUUUGGAAAAUUACAACCAGAACGAAAAAUUCUGACUAAUUACAGCUGGGCUGUUGAAAAUGCAUUAAGGGAUAGGGAAAUAUUAAAUAACGAUACAGAAUUGGCAUUUUUGACAAACGAUGCCGCAUUUAAAUUGAAAUUAUUUAGAAAAUCGAAUUUGAAUGAUGGCGAUAUUAGAACUUGUAUACCAAUUAUAGCCACAAGACUUAUACAUCUUGACUCGAUAUUAAUCAAGAUAUUUCUUAGAAUAACUAGAUCUUUCAAGUAUUUUUUCAUCUACGGUUAUGACAUAUGCUCUCUAAAAGGAGGAAAAGUGUCAACUUCCUUUCGUAUUGGUGCAAUAACAACGAUAAAUCCAAAGAAUAAACUAUCGGAUUCGGUAUUUUGUAGACCUAAAUUUUCCGAUUGCGAUGAUGAAUUCAAUAUGAACGAUGCUGAUAUGUUUUCAUAUCGUAUCAGACUUGGGUCGUUUUCAAUUAAGAGAUACAGAGUUAUCUGCCAAACUCCCGUGAGAGGCAACGUAGUUAUUUUACAAUUAAAACACCGUGCAAAUGAUUUUUCUAUUUGCGAAGUUGGAUCUUUCGUUGAGCAACCGGAAGUUGCAACUUUUGACAAGAAUUCGUAUCAUUUUCAAAAAUUAUUAAUUAAAGCUAAACAUUUAACGCCUUUCGAUGUUGACGAUGUGAUAUCUUCGAGACUACUUGAUACCGGAAGUAAUCAGACUAUGAAUUUAAGGAAGACACUUAUACCCAGAAUCGGUUUAAAAUCAGAUUGGAUGAUAACAGACCCUAAUUCAUGUUUAAGCACUGUCAUACUAACAGAUAAGCCUUCCUAUGUGGGCGUUAGAUUUACGAAAACGAAUAUUGGAGGAGUUAAAUUAUUGUCCGAUGCAAACUCUUUGGGACCAUUAAGGGUAGAAGGUGGAAACGUUCCUAAAACAGCGUUUUAUAGGGGACCGGCAGACAAUUCAAAUACUGAAAUAUGCUUCUAUCUAUAUAUAGAUGAAAGGAAGGCUGCUUCUCGUUAUAGCGUCGUAGAUAGGAGAUGCUAUAGGUCUAUAAAAAGAGCUACUACACUCUACGUAAUAUCAUCUAUAGGUUACGAUUUACGUGUAUGCAAAAUUUUUAUAUACGAGCAGAAAACUUUGGCACCUGAUAAGAAAAAGGUGGGAGGUUACGGUUUAUCGCUCGGAAGGAACGAAACAUACUACAUCAAUAAUGGACCUAAUUUGAAUACUUCUUUAAAAAACUAUGAAAGAUUUAGACAAUCGGAUAGCAUCUCUAAAGGUCUUCUAGCCCGUAUUGAAAAUUACAAUUAUCAAUCUUAUUAUAAUUCACGUAUUACCAAUUCGCCAAAAGUAACAUUUUCCUUUGGUCCAAAUGUCACGGCUGUUUCCCUUGACCUUAAACGAGUUUUUCGCUUAAUAAAUGUUUCUCUUGGUGUUGAAACCCCCUUAGAACCAAAUCGAACAUUAUACAUAUGGUACGACUACGCCUUACAACCGGAAAUCUUUACUUUUUCUUCAAAAGGUCCCAAUUGUUGGUCUAGAAGAACUAUUGGUAGAGGAUUUUUUAUUCUAACUUGUACGUUAUUUAAAGUAGCAGGUAGAUUCAUAAGAGUAGAACUUGAACCAAGCAGUAGGAAGCAUACGAUAAAACUAUGGAAAUUGGACGCAGUUUCAGACCAAAUAGGUGGCAUUUGCUAUCAAUUAGAAAGAGUUUAUUCUCAAGUUUUAGAAGAGAUGGGAAAUCCAACAGUAGCCCUUACGCUAAAUAUCUGCAAAUACCGAUGUUGGUCUAUUACGAACUGCAAUUAUUUUAAAUACCAUAAUUCAAUAUGUAAUUUAUAUAAGAAAAAGUCCAAAGGAACGAUUGGUACAGCAAUUAAAUCGGCCUAUAGAAAAAAGAAUUGCUCUCAGAACGAGUAUAAAGCGUCUUAUGAUCAAUUACCCAUAACUGAAAGAGAGAAGGCUAUGGAAGGUUAUAGAAUCCUCCUGGCGUCAACAAAUACAGAUGGUUUUACAAAAUUAUCUGCAGUUUUUGAAUCUAGGUCCGCUAUUGAUUCAAAUUUUGGAGAAUUCAGCUGCACGAAUACAAGAAGGUCAUCUUGGAUAUCCAUAAAAUUAAGGGAAAGAAAUAAAUUGGGUAGAAUUCGGAUAAGAUCAGUAGGAGGCAGCUUAAGUCAUUUGAAUACUGCAGUUUUCUCUGAUGAUUCUAUUCUUAGAUUAAGUUCUUUUGAUAAGUUCUUAUCGAAUGAGCUUGAACAUUGCUAUACUCUUUCUGAGAGCCUUGAUGAAGCCAUAUAUCAAUAUGAGGAUAGGUGCUGGAGAGAUAUUGAAGGGGAGUAUAUACUUAUUUAUACUGAGAUCCUUCCCUCGCUACACGUUUGCGAAGUAAAGGCCUAUUCUGUUAAUAUGCCUGAUCCCUGUUACGAUCACAAAUGUCCCAUGGAUUUGUCUAAAUGUGUUAAGUUUAGAAGCCACUAUCAUUGUCAAUGUUACGAUAGUAACCUUAUAUUCGGUAAUUUGUGCCAAAUGAGAGCUUCCGGUAAAUUUUUACUGAAUUCUAAUGUAUCAAUUAUUGAUUGGCGAAGAUCUAGACAUCAUUAUUUAGUCGAUCUUGCUAAAAAAAAGAGAUCUUUUAUUUACGGCUCUUACGAUCAACAACCUAUUUAUUUAGGAUUAAACCUGACGGACGGAGACUUAAGGACUUGUGUAAAUAUGGAUGAUCGUUUCUUUGUAUCUGUCUACCUUGAGACGCUAUUUCCCGUUGGUAGAAUAAUUUUAGGGGGAAAGAAUAUGAAUAAGACGUCGGGGAAUGCCUUGAUAAUUGAGGUCCGUACAAGUCGAUCAUAUUUCCAAUUUUCAUCUUUAAUCGAGUUCGAAAGAGAACGAUCAAAGCGAACAACUCUUUGCUACGAAGGUUUCUAUUCGACACCUUCAACACCUUUUAUAAACGCAACGUGCCGUACAUAUGAUAAAGGUAGGAAGAGCGAAGUUCAAACUCCACAAAAUGCCCGAUUAAUCUAUGUUUAUGUUGGAGGUGUGACUUCUGUUUUUGAAUUAUGCGAAAUAGAAGUUUACAAAUUGCCUGAGAGAAGACAGAGUUGCCUGAGAACGAUUUGGUCAUCAAAACCAGAUGAUCAAUUCGAUAAAAGUCAUCUUAUUGAGAGGAAAGUUUUAAAGAACAAGGACGAUUGUGAACUUCUCUGCAGGAGCUUAAGUAAUUGUAAAGGCGGCGAAUUCGGAGGGUCAGCAUGUCUAUUAUUCGAUUACCUAGUAUUCGAUAGAUCUUUACGAAGGAGGAGUUCGGCAGGUGGAGUAGUGCACUUGUUCGAAUUGGUCAAUUGUAAUAUAACAUCCAUAGAAAAUUACGGAAAAGGACCAAAAAGUAUUACAAAGUGGGUUUCAGCCACCACUAGUAGUCCUAAAUCGGAAACCGGUAAGGAGAUUGAGGGAUUGAAGGCUUCAGGAAAAAUAAGUAACAUGUGUACUUGGAUAGACUGUAGUCAGUCACAGACAGAUCGUUAUUGCUAUUGGCUCGUUAAUCUAGGCACGAAGAAGUAUAUCUACGCCGUAAAUAUAAAAAGCGAUAUAAAUAUCCUUAGUAACCUGGCGGUAGAAACUAUUAAAGAGGGGGAUCAGGAGAAGGACUUUGACGCAAUCUUCAGUAGCACUGCCCAUAACCGAACGGAUUUAGAUAAGAAGCUUUGUUAUCAUUAUACAGGAGUAUUGACUAAAGAGAUACGUGGUUAUUGCGAGGAAGUCGCUUUAUCAACAUAUGUUUUAAUAACGAAAUUGGCUACUGAUAAAGAAUUUCUUUGGCUAUGUUCUAUAAAUAUAAUAGAAUGGAGAUUAUCGUCAAAGGAGAUGGAUCGUUAUCUUUAUGGUUGUGAAAAUGGUCAUAAAGGUAAACACGUUAGGGGGCAAUUAAAAUGCAAUUGUUCAAAAAAUUCUGGCUCCUUCUGUCAAUCUGUCAAUUGCUCUAGUUCACUUAGCAAAUGUAAAGGUAGAAAGUGCAAAAAAAAGCCCUAUUCUGUUCUCAAACCAUUGGAUUUUUUUAAAGAAAGUUGCCACUGCAAAAAGGAUGAGUAUGGCAAAUAUUGCGAAUAUAGCCGACCGUCGAACCAAUGCAUUUCAAAUCCGUGCCAAAACGGUGGAACUUGUCAGGCCAAUUCAGAUAAUGAUUGGCCUCUAGGUAUCAGAUGCAAUUGUCAUUUGGGCACUAGAGGCGAUUUUUGCGAGGUUAACAAUGACGACUGUUUAAAAAAACCUUGUUUGAAUAAUGGAACUUGUAUAGAUAUGGUCAACGGUUUUCUUUGCACUUGUCCACAGGGUUUCACUGGUAAAAAGUGUCAAGAUUCUAUCAAUUUUUGCCAAUCUCAUUCAUGUUUAAAUUCUGCAAUUUGUUACAAUAGGCCCUCUUCCCACGUCUGUCACUGUUCCAAAGGCUAUAAUGGCACUAAUUGUUCCAUGGUCGUAAAUACAUGUAGCUGGUCUUCGACAAUGUGCUUUAAUGGUGGUACAUGCAUACCGGAGGUUGGAAAUUUUUCUUGCGCCUGCAGGAAGGGAUAUUUUGGUAAUAGAUGUCAAUUUUUUGAAAAUGCUUGUUCCAACGAUACAUGUUUGAAUGGUGGAACUUGUAACGAAGUACGUCUAGCCGAUACACUUCCGAUUCCAACUUGCGCUUGUAAAGUAGGAUUUAGCGGUAACACCUGUGAAAUUAUACUGAAUCCCUGUCAACCGCCUUCUCCUUGUCUAAACGGAGGUAUUUGUAGGCCUAAAAAUACGUUCUAUGAUUAUUUUUGCGACUGCCCAGAAGAGUUUCAUGGAAAGAAUUGUGAAAUAAAAUUUACUGCUAAACAAUGCAGUUCAUGUCCUUGUAUGAAUAAUGCUACCUGCCAGGAACAUCCUUUAAAUCCAAAGGAUUAUAUAUGCCUUUGUUCUAAAGGAUUUACUGGAAAACGUUGUGAAAAUGAUAUUGACGAGUGCUCAAUAGAGGAAAGCUGCCAGAAUAGUUUCCCACCUGCAUAUACUCAACCGCCCCUAAAGAAAAAUUGCACUGAAACCUCCUUUAUAAAAAAAGUAACAUAUCCGAUAGAUGGCAUUAAUUGUCUACGGAAAAAGAAUAGCAAAGAAGCAGCAUGCGAAAGUACUGCUUGUAUAAUGGGACUGUGUUCUAUAAACUUAACUUUUGGUCGAGGCGAUAAUAUAACUAAACUGGAAUGCGGAAAGAGGGGAACUGUAAACCAAUGUAUAAACGCUAAUGCCAUAAACAUAACCUGCUUGGGAAGAAAAUGCAAUUUGGUUAAUUUAACUGAUAAUUAUUACUGCGAAUCGGCUAAUUGUACCGGAUACAUGCGAGAAACCAAAGUUGCAUGUAGUUUAACUCCUAUUGAACCAAAAACGCCUUGGGUUUGUCUUAAUUUAAUAGGAAGGUCAGAAUGUUCUUGCCCGUGGAAUUCAACUGGAACGUAUUGUAAUGUUUCAAAUAUUCCAAGUCCGUGUAAUAUGAUGGGCAUUAUUUGUUCUAAUCACGGAGUAUGUCAUGACAAUGGAACAAAAUUUUAUUGCCAGUGUGAUCAUGGUUAUCAAGGAAAUUUUUGCGAGUAUCAAUCAAGAAAAUGCAUUCCAAAUACAUGUAAAAAUGGCGGAAUCUGUAAUCCAGUUUUAACUAAUAUGACCUGUAAUUGUCAAUGCCAGAAGGGUUAUGAGGGCACCUCUUGCGAAAGAGAUACUGAUGAGUGUUCCUCCUUAGAUUCUAAUUUAUGCCUACAUGGACAAUGUGUAAAUGUACCUGGGUCGUACGCUUGUCUUUGUGAUGAUGGUUUCCAUGGACCAACAUGUAGUAAUUCAAUAAAUGAAUGUUCUUCAAAUCCUUGUGGUUUAGGCGCCAUCUGUCAUGACUUGACUGCUACCUAUUCUUGCUCCUGCCCAGAACAUGCUUUCGGUUUACCAAACUGCAAACCGAUUCCAUUUUGUCAAAGUUCGAAUGCUAGUUGCGAUCCUGUAGGAACAAAGUAUUGUCAAUCUGAAGAAGCAAAUCCGGCUAAAGGAAAAUGCGAAUGUAAACCUGGUUAUAUUGGUGAAACUUGUUCUACAGAACUAGAUACUUGCUCCCCAAACCCGUGUUUAAAUGGGGGUACCUGUAGGAGAUUGACAAACGAUUAUCUCUGCGAAUGCCCUAAAGGUUUUGCUGGUGAUAAUUGUAUCAGAAAAAUUAAUCCGUGUUUAAGCAAUCCUUGUUCCCUUGAGAGAUCCGUUUGUGUUCCUUUAGCAAAUGGAUCAUAUAUAUGUGAUUGUUUACUUGGCUUCAAUGAUCCUCCAGAUUGUCAAAAGUAUGUAGAUCCUUGUACUAUGAAUGGCCGUAAAAAUAUUUGUAAAAACGGUGGCACUUGUGCUCAUCGACCUGGUUCAAAUCAAACUUUUUGUAUUUGUUCUAACAUCUUUUCAGGGGAUCAUUGCGAAAUCUGGAAUCCAGCUUGCGAUAGUAACCCCUGUAUGAAUAAUGCAACGUGUAAUUCAACAGGAAUUGCUGGCUUUAAGUGUAUUUGCCACUGUUUAUAUGAAGGAAGAUUAUGCGAGAAAACUAAAGAUUUUUGUGAUACUUAUCCAAAGCCUUGCUCGGUUGGCUUUGCUAAAAAGUGCGUACAAAUUUCAGGAGUUUGUCAAGCAACUUGCAUUUGCGAAGAUGGAUUCUAUGGUGAAGAAUGUAUUUUUGACAUGGAUGAGUGCCAAUCGGGCCCCUGUGGAAUAGGAACGUCCUAUUGCGAGAAUACGCCUGGUUCUUAUCGGUGCAUUUGUAAAAAUGGUUGGGGCGGCAAAAGAUGCGAUGUCAACGAGGAUAGAUGUCUGUCCUGUAGGACUAUUAACUGCGUCGAUCCGCCAGAGACUAAUAAAUGCUAUUGCUUACCGGGACAAGCCGGAUUCAACUGUGAAUACGAAUCGUGUAGACCGAAGGAAGAUUAUCUUGCAGACUGUUUAAAUGGGGGAUUAUGCAUUAGGAAGAAUCCGCAUAGUCAGCCUACUUGCGAAUGUCCCGAAAAUUUUUCAGGCGUCAAAUGCGAACAUAAGUUGGCAAAUGAAGCUUGUUCUUGUCACCCUAAUAGGGGUUUGGGUUGCCUUAACGGCAAGUGUAUUUGUAAGCCAGGAUAUUCGGGCGAAUAUUGUGAUAUAAUGAUUAGGGAAUGUCACCUAAAACCUUCUUGCCCUUCCAAUUAUUCAUGUAUAGAUGAUUUAAACUUUAUUCGUAGGAAGCGAAGUACAAUAAGAUAUGUUGAUUUUACAUGUAAAGUUCCAACUCAGCCAGGUAGCGAUAGACACUCGGUUUCGUGGUUUAGAAGAAGAAUGGGAACGAAUGAAAGAAUUUUCAAUGCCGAAUUCGGAAUUUUUAAGAGUUUACCAUCCAAACAUGGUUAUCUUUUUACUGCUGAUGGUAAACGUGCAAAUAUUACUUACUACAAUUAUUCUGUUAGACUAGAUACACCCAAUGUCAUGAGCCUUAUUAACUAUGAAUAUUCAUGCGUAUCAAGUUUUCAAAAUUCAUCGGUAACGAGCCUUGAAUUUAAAUCUUCGCUCCAUUAAUAGCAUAAUUUAUAAUUUUUAGGGAAUAUUUAACCUUCUCAUUAGUCACUUUAUACUAAAAAGGGAGGGGAAGGUCGUCUACGUGUCUUUAUACGAGGGGAAUAAGAAGUGCGUAAAAAAUUCAUGUUUACAACUGUUACCGGAUUUGACCUUCCCACCAUGUUCAAAUGGUACUUGCAAGACGGAUACAAGAAUAAAUUCCCUAAAGCAGAUAAAAAACGUCUUCUAUACUGAUUAUCGUUGUCAUUGCGGUCCUUAUUACACUGGUAGGAAUUGUGAAACAUUAAUUAAUAUAUGCUCCUACGUUCAUUGUAAAAAUGGGGGCACUUGCAUUCAAAAGGGAACAAAUUUUAAAUGUCUUUGUUUGUCAAUCUUUGAGGGGGAAUUAUGUCAAUAUUACAUCAGACCUUGCGACAGUAAUCCCUGUUAUAAUGGCGGUAGUUGCAUCGGUGCGUUGCAUCCUGUUGAUAAAAGAAAAGUUUGGGGGUGUAAAUGUUCACCUAAGUUCUAUGGCGAAAGGUGUGAAAAGAAAUCUACCGCGUGUUUAAGUAGACCUUGUUUUAAUGGUGGAAAGUGCGAACCCAUGGGAAUUUCAUAUAUGUGUAACUGCCCACCCGGUAUAAAUGGCACAUUUUGUGAACAAUUUACACCAUGCUAUUCGUUGCCUUGCAGUAAUGGCGGAACUUGCAGAACUAUGUCAGAUGGAAUUUCAUACACCUGUUUAUGUCCCGAAGGGUAUUUUGGAAGGACUUGUUUAUUUACUCGACCCUGUGACGCGUUACCUUGUCAGUUUGGGGGUAGUUGUAGUGAGAAAAAAGGGAAAGUAACAUGUACAUGUCCUGAUCAUACAACGGGAAAAUUUUGCGAACACACACCGUCUAAUUGUUUUGGUACCAUUUGUUUCAAUGGAGCCAAAUGCAGGGGUACAGUAGAGAGUCCGAAAUGCCUAUGCCCUCCGGGAAUUUAUGGAGAUGGUUGCGAAGUAUCAAAUAGAAGGAUGGAAGAAGGGGAAAUAGGUAGUUUGGGUGUUUGGCAAGGGCCAGAAGUACCUCUUUUACCAGGUGAAUUGGCGAAAAAGAACUUCUCGAGAGAAUAUGAUGAAGAACUGAAGAAUUCAACGGAUUGCUAUUACUUCAAUUGUUUUCAUCAAGGAGCAUGUACGCUAAAAUACGGAAAAUUAUCAUGUAACUGCCCCCAUGGAUACACUGGGGAGAAUUGCGAGGUUGCUAUUUAUGAUUGUCCUAACAAGACUUGUAGCAACUCUGGUCGUUGUAAGAUAUACAAGUCAAUUGGAGAAACUGCAUCACUUGUGUGCAAAUGCCCUACUGGUUGGAAAGGCGAUUAUUGUACAAUUGCUUAUCCUGAUGACCAGUGUCAGUCAACUGAUUGUAAAUGGGGCGGUACGUGUACAUUAUUACAGAGCGGAGGCUAUAAAUGCGAUUGUCCCCCACUAACCACGGGCCCUAGUUGUCAGACAGUUCUAAGUUCCUGUAUUGGACAGCCCUGCUGGAAUGGGGGUGUAUGCGAACCGCUACCUGAUCUGGGUAUAUAUUCAUUUCGGUGUCAUUGCCCUCAGACAUUUUCCGGUAAUUUUUGCGAAGACAAAGCUGCUGAGGAAAACUUGUUUGAAGUGCUAUUUACCGCAAUGAUAUUUUUAUCCAUUGGGUUAAUUUUGUUAUUAACUGUCAAGGCUGUCGUCAAUUUGACCGCUUCUAAGAAUCUUAUGCGAGGUUAUUAUUUCUGUGAGAAGAAUUCGUUGAUUUGGUCGAGAUUGCGCCGUAUAAAUAAUAAUACAGAAAAUAAAAAUAACAUGAAAAGAUUUUUAGUGGACAUAGAAAGUGAUAAACGAAAUUUGUUUCAAAAGAAUAUUAAAGAUCAUAAAAUCCUAUGACGUCAUUUUCGAAGAAGUCGUCUUUUUUUUUACUGCUCUAAUAAAACGUUAUUUUUUUAUAUUUUACCUUUUAAGGAACAAUUUUGUACAGUUUUGUUAUAUCGUUUGUUGAACAAAUAAAGCGGUUUACUAAUCUAAUAUUGAUUGUCCCUCAGGGACUAAAUAAUAUUACCAGUUUUCGUGAAGAAUUUUUUACUUUUGUCUAUGAAAACUUUGAUUGACAUGUAUUUAUUAUGAUUAAAUUACGUAAUAUAAUAAAAAUGGCUAAAUUGUUGUAAACUUUACGUAUUUACCAUAUUUUGACUUUUUUUCUUAAAGAACAUACAGAUCUUUCCCAGAUCAUUAAGUAAUACUGCAGGGUAUUUUUACAAAUCAAAAGAGGUUAAUGUCCUAAAAGACCAAGGGUCCCAGGGCAAAAUCUCCCAUCAAUAGAAGAUGCAUGGGAAAUUGACAAAGAAACUUUAAAGGAGAGAAAACCUCAAAUGUCCCCUAAUGUUGUGCUUCAUCUGUCUGUUUGAGUCAGUUCGCUUCUCUCUCAUUUACUUCACUCUACUGCUUUAGCCUAGUUGUUUUUCUUUUUUAUGGCCAAAAGUCGACAUACUUGUCUAAACCAGACAAUGUUGAUCUACUAUACUUUACUCGUUAUACGUAGUAGUCCUAUGUCAAUGAAAAAGGAUUUUCGAUUUAUUUACUUACUUGCAUUAUAGAAUUAUCUACUUCAUCCUCUAAAAACCUGAAUGUAUCUAUUUGGAAAUCCAAUAAAUAUAUCUCUAUCAACAUUCUCUAAGUUCUUCAAUUUAUGGGGGGGCUAUAUAGAAAUGUUCUCUAGAGAUGCAACUUUUCCAUGUGUCGUCUAGCAUGUCCUCCGGAAAUUCUUAAUAUUCUGGAAGAAUAUUUUUUUUAAAAGCAUUUCUUAAAAGAAAAACAUUCUCGUAGUUGAAAAUGCUUGGUGAUAAGUUUGAUAUUGACUGAUAGCAGUUUUAUGCUGUAAAAACGCUUCAUAUCUUCGUGUAAGAUGAUAGAAAUAAAGCGUUUGCGGUAAAGAUUAAAUAGGUUCAUUUUUAUAGCAUUAAAAGAAUUUUUGUGUGGCGCCCCCUUUGUCUGGGUUUGAAAGAAGAUACGAGAAGAAGGUGUCUAAAGCAUGGAGUCUUUUGUCAUAUCCAGGAAACGGCGUCGACAGAGAAGAAAAACGUGGCUAAAGGGGUGAGGGGAAGUGAAAAUUCUCCGGAGCAAACAAUCAAAUUCCACAGUAAAUGCAGAAUUACCGUUUUUCUCCAAAUAUUUACUUAUCGCCACUUUUAUCGCUUCAAAUAAGUCGGCUAGAAUUGAAAAAAAAUAAAUAAAUAAGAAGAAGUAGAC
This is a messenger RNA of Dimorphilus gyrociliatus, 11735 nucleotides long. The record is from the annotation of a GenBank genome assembly. Lineage: Eukaryota; Metazoa; Annelida; Polychaeta; Dinophilidae.